Molecule: messenger RNA, 2350 nt
Organism: Vespula vulgaris
Lineage: Eukaryota; Metazoa; Arthropoda; Insecta; Hymenoptera; Vespidae
Product: fumarate hydratase, mitochondrial-like
Exons: 7
Coding region: 680-2086 (468 amino acids)
Biological process (GO): fumarate metabolic process; tricarboxylic acid cycle; malate metabolic process
Cellular component (GO): tricarboxylic acid cycle heteromeric enzyme complex; mitochondrion
Molecular function (GO): fumarate hydratase activity
Source: RefSeq, a predicted model, not a curated record
UUAAAUAUGAAUGAAAUUGUAACGAUAAAACGUUAUAUAUAAUUAAAAAAAUUUUUUGUCCAUGUUACAAAAAAAAAGUGAAAAUUGGUAUUUUUGUGAUAACAAAUGAGAUGCUGCUUUUAUGUAAUCAUUCAAGUGCCAACUUAAGAUAAAAUUCUUCACACGCACCUAAAAAAUAUCGAUUUUUAUUUAUUAGUGUAUAAUAUUUGUGUUAAAAAGGAUAUCCAUAUGUUAAUUAAUAUUUAAUAGAGAUGUCUCUGUUACUUGUCAGGCCAAAAAAAUAAAACAGAACAAAUCCUAGCAAUAUCUUUUUCUUUUCAAUUAUGUUCGAUCUAUUAUAUAAAGUUCAAUAAUCGAAAUAUAAUUUUCUAAUACUUUAUUAUUAAUUUAUCUUUAAUCAAUUAAUUAUAAUGAUCUUUAAGUAUUAAUUUAUCUUUUUAAAGUUAUACAGUGUUACCUGCAUUAUUUAUGUGUAGCUCUUUUGUCCAUAUAAAUCGUGAGCAGUUUGAUCAACUCUAUAUAGUACUGAUUAUGUAUGGUUACAUAUAUUGCUACCAACACUUAUUACACUUAUCUUGUAACUCACAUAGUUUUAUAUUCUUUUGUCCUUCAAUCCACAGAUCCAUAUUGAGAUAAGCACAUACUUUUUAUUAAUAUUAAUAUAUCAACUAACUCUGAGAUGGAUUGUGAAAGUGAAGGAUACAGAAUUGAAACAGAUACAUUUGGAGAAGUAAAAGUUCCUAAUGAUAAAUAUUAUGGAGCUCAAACUGUUCGAUCGAUGAUGAACUUUGCUAUUGGUGAUGUAUUUGAACGCAUGCCUUAUGGCAUUGUUGUCGCAAUGGGAAUAUUAAAGAAAGCUGCGGCUGAAGCAAAUAAAGAAUUUGGAUUAGAUGCAAAGAUUGCUGACGCAAUUAGUAAGGCUGCAGAUGAUGUUAUAAGUGGUAAACUUUAUAACGAACAUUUUCCAUUAGUGAUUUGGCAAACUGGUUCUGGUACACAAACAAAUAUGAAUGUUAAUGAGGUAAUAUCUAAUCGCGCAAUUGAAUUACUUGGUGGAAAACUUGGAUCGAAGACACCAGUCCAUCCGAAUGAUCAUGUAAACAAAUCACAGAGUUCUAAUGAUACAUUUCCAACUGCAAUGAACAUAGCUGUAGCUUUAGAAAUUAACAAAGUACUUCUGCCAGGUUUAGAAUGUCUUUUAGAGGCAUUAAAAUGUAAAUCAGAAGAAUGGAAACAUAUAAUUAAAAUUGGAAGAACUCAUACUCAAGAUGCAGUGCCUCUUACAUUAGGACAAGAGUUUUCAGGCUAUGUGAGACAAAUUCAAAAUGGAAUUUGCAGAGUAAAAGAUACUCUUCCACGGUUAUACGAAUUACCAUUAGGUGGUACAGCUGUUGGAACAGGAUUGAAUACGCCAAAAGGAUUUAGUGAAAAGGCAAUUGCAAAAAUUGCUAAAUUAACUAAUUUACCAUUCGUGCCAACGCCAAAUUAUUUUGAAGGUCUUGCUGCACAUGAUGCUAUAGUUGAAGUACACGGUGCACUAAAUGUUGUUGCCGUAUCUAUGAUGAAGAUAGCAAAUGAUAUACGAUUUUUGGGGAGUGGUCCUCGAUGUGGUUUAGGAGAAUUAUCCUUACCAGAAAAUGAACCAGGCAGCUCGAUUAUGCCAGGAAAAGUUAAUCCUACUCAAUGCGAAGCAGUUACUAUGGUUUGUUGUCAAGUGAUGGGAAAUCUUGUUGCUACAACUAUUGCUGGAAGUAAUGGUCAUUUCGAACUUAAUGUAUUUAAACCAGUAAUGGUAACUAAUACAUUACGAUCUGCAAGAUUAUUAGGAGAUGUUGCUGUAUCGUUUACAAAGAAUUGUGUUGUCGGCAUAAAAGCGAACGAGGAACGUAUUAAAAAAUUAUUAAAUGAAAGUUUAAUGUUAGUUACUGCGCUUAAUCCGCACAUUGGAUAUGAUAAGUCUGCUACUAUUGCUAAACAAGCUCAUAAAGAAGGAACUACUCUAAAAGAAGCUGCAUUGAAAAAUGGAAUAACAGCUGAACAAUUUGAUCAAUGGGUCAAACCUGAAGACAUGCUUGGACCUAAAUAAACUUAAAGAAAAUAACCUAAAAUGUGUUAUUUUUGAAGUAGCUCAUAUUCACAAGUGUAUGCAUUUUUUAAUUAAAAAUUUUUCCCUUUAUACAAAAGACAACCGAAAAAAUUGUUCUAUAACAUUAUUAAAAUUUCAAUUAUUCUAUUAUUAGUUAUCAUCAAGCACAGUUUUAUAUUCGUCAUCGUUGAAUUACGAAAAUGACCAUAUAAAUUAUGUAUUUGGUACAAUAAAAUAAAUGUUUAUUUAUUGUUAAAUUAAUAA